This is a messenger RNA of Nyctereutes procyonoides (raccoon dog), 922 nucleotides long. RefSeq names its product CHD1 helical C-terminal domain containing 1 (gene CHCT1). The coding region runs from base 17 to 733 and encodes 238 amino acids. The transcript has 6 exons. NCBI's taxonomy places the organism in Eukaryota, Metazoa, Chordata, Mammalia, Carnivora, Canidae. The record is from RefSeq and is a predicted model, not a curated record.
CAACAGCACCUAAUUUAUGUAUAACUUGACUGCCACAAAAUGGGGCCAACAGUGUAUGAAACAUGACUAUACGGUGACAGAUGUACACCUCUUAGAGAAGAGCUCCAGCACCAACCGCACUGGAGACUCACUUGUAUGCCAUGCCAAGGGCCUGGGCCAGGACACCUUCAAAAUUUGUAAAGAAUAUCUAAGGCCACUGAAGAAGUUCCUGCGAAAGUUGCACCUGCCCAAGGACCUUCCCCAGAAGAAGAAGCUAAAGUACAUGAAGCAGAGCCUGGUGGUCCUAGGGGACCACAUCAACACCUUUCUGCAGCACUACUGCCGAACCUGGGAAAUCAAGCACUGGAGGAAGAUGCUCUGGCGAUUUGUUUCUCUCUUCUCAGAAUUGGAGGCAAAACAGCUUCGCAGGCUCUACAAGUACACCAAGAACAACCAGACGGCCAAGCUCCUGGUGGCGGUCUGCCCCUUGGACGCCCCGGAGAGCUCCUUGCUGGCGGACCAGGAAGACAACCUGCCCAAGCUCUACAGUGCCUGGGGGCUGCACAGUAACAUCAGCGGCAUGAAGGAGAGGCUGUCCAAGAUGCAGGCUCCCCACGGAGAGGCCUCUCUGUUGGGGGAGCUCACAUCCCUGACCCGGGUCAGGAAAGGUUCUCUAAGGAAACUUCCUCACAAAACAAAGCCCAAGAGAAAGUGGAUUAAGGAAGCCCCUGAGACCCCGGAGACCUGCCCAUAAGAACUGCCAGCCUGGACAGAAGGCCAGCGUGUCCUGGCUCCCAGACCACUUAUCUUCAACACCCCUGCAUCCUGGGGGCUGGAGACCAGUGGGGGGAAAGAAGAAAACUGUCUUUGUCAAAAGGAUGCUCAAGUCUUAGUUAUAUAAAGGGGGCAGGAAAUAAACAUCCUUUAAGACAAUUCUACCUUA